AGGGAAAGGGUUUCACGCACAUGCGCACUAACGCUCCAACUUUCCGAGACUUUUCUGUACAGGUGCGGUCACGUGAUCGCUUAACUGUCUGAGCGCUGCGCCCCGCCUCUCCCCACAGGUGCUGCUCCCGGCUGCCUGCCUUACCUGCCCGCCUACCUACCUACCUACCUGCCUGCGGGUUGUACCGGGACACAGGGACGGGCGCAUCUCCCAUGAAGGUCCGGCAGCAACGGGACGUUCUCAGGAAAGGACUUGUGCCUGUGUGAGGAGCAUGGAGCGGAACCGAUCCUGUGGAGCCAGUGUGUCUCUAGUCUUUGCCAAAGGAUUGGAUUGUAGGAAGAGUGUCUCCUUAUGCUGAUAUUUAAUGGAAUAGCUUUCAGGUAUAAGGCGACACAAUCCAGAUGGGGUGCAAUUGCUGUAGACUGUGUCACAGUUAUGCAAUUGAGACAGAUGGAGUGCAAGGAAAUGGAUACGUGAACGAAGCACUCAGCUGCCCUCCAAGUGUGAAGGACUGGUCCAGGACCCAGACUAUAACAAUCACUGAUCUUCUGAAUGAAGAGCAGAAAAAAUUAGAACGUGACCGACUCAGUGGAUUACAGGAUCCGCAUGCUGGAGAGGAGAAGAACAAUGAGAAGAAUUAUGAGAUUGACCCUCCCACAUAUAUCUUGGACUUGAACUCACAUGGAGAAAACAACUACUAUUCCUCACCCACAGACACCCCUCGCCAACAGGACAAUGAUAUAAAACGGAUCUCAGAAGAGCCUGAAUGUUUUCAGCACCAAUUCAUCAAUUCUGCACAAAAGACCAGUUCCCUAACUGAAAGUGCUAUCUUAGAUGUGCUAAACGAUGACUUAUUGUUGAAGCACAGUGAUCACAAGUCAGGUUCUCCCACCAGUAACCAAGAACAUGCACAGAAAUCUCAUGGUCAUCCCCCAGAAGUGCCUGUAAGUGACCACAAAUCAGUCACUGUAUUGAUGUGUGAGGAACCAAUUGUGAAGGAUAAAAGUUCUUUAGUGGCCCUCAUGCUUGCUAGAAAUUCACUGAGAGGAACAAGUGGGUCUACUGUGCACCCCCAAAAUGAGGACCUGGAUCCAGAUGUUGCAGAGGCUUUGGCUGCCUUAGCAGCUGCUCUGGCUGGGGAAUACUUUGAAGACAGCUAAAUGGAGAAUCCAUUUGUUACAUUUGUGUUUAUUUGCUGACAAGUGUGACCUUGUCAAGAAUUGAAGGUUUGAUUUAAUUAUAUCAAGGGGCAAGACCCAAAAAUCUGCAGACAUUUUGUGCAAGAAUGAAGUACAGUCAAGUGUGGCCAGAAAAAUCAUAUAUAGAAAGCACUACCAAGAAUGCUAUGAAUGUGAAUUUUAUUAUAUGCAUUUUUAGCCAAUAAUGUUACAUUUAUACCAUGAUAUUGGUUAUUAGCUUCGGUAGACCUGCGUUCCUGGAUGUAAAUUUGUGUGUACAGGUUAGGGACCUGUUAUCCAGAAUGCUCGGGACCUGGGGUUUUCCGGAUAAGGGUUCUUUCCAUAAUUUGGAUCUCCAUACUUUAGGUCUACUAAAAAAAAAAAAAAUCAUUUAAUCAUUAAAUAAACUCAAUGGGACUGUUUUGCCUCCA
Molecule: messenger RNA, 1609 nt
Organism: Xenopus tropicalis (tropical clawed frog)
Lineage: Eukaryota; Metazoa; Chordata; Amphibia; Anura; Pipidae
Gene: pgcka1
Product: PDCD10 and GCKIII kinases associated 1
Exons: 5
Coding region: 402-1160 (252 amino acids)
Source: RefSeq, a predicted model, not a curated record